UUGAUCCCGCAAAAAGCGGUGAAGCUUCUCAUAGAGAUCACUAACGAGGAGAAAGCUGCUGCAGAAGUGGUCAUGAGCAACUAUGCUAAGUACAAGAGUGAGGAAGAGUUUUUGGAAGCGUUGAAAGAAAAAUCGCUUAGCCUGCACAAAAAAUUGAGCAAAUUUCAAGCUUUCAUCAAAAGUAAAAUCGAUUCGCUACAGGAUGAAGCAAAGAGAUUUGUGGAGGCAAUGCUAGCAGAUCUUAGUGCACUAACUACACAAAUUCUUGCUGGAGGAAAGUUACCGCUUGAAGGAAUCAAAAAGACAGCCAAAGGGCAUGUAUCCGAAUUUGAGAAACUUUCUGACACUGCUAAGGAAGAUCUCAAGAAGAAAUUACCUAAACUCACGUCCUAUUUUACGGGUAAUCCUUCCUUGUUCUUCUGUUUCAAGUUUUUCUAUACCUUUCCAAUGUAA
Strongylus vulgaris is the source of this 453-nucleotide messenger RNA. Lineage: Eukaryota; Metazoa; Nematoda; Chromadorea; Rhabditida; Strongylidae. The record is from the annotation of a GenBank genome assembly.